Poecilia reticulata (guppy) is the source of this 2126-nucleotide messenger RNA. RefSeq names its product methyltransferase 1, tRNA methylguanosine (gene mettl1). NCBI's taxonomy places the organism in Eukaryota, Metazoa, Chordata, Actinopteri, Cyprinodontiformes, Poeciliidae. Gene Ontology annotation, cellular component: tRNA methyltransferase complex. Gene Ontology annotation, molecular function: tRNA (guanine(46)-N7)-methyltransferase activity. Gene Ontology annotation, biological process: tRNA methylation; RNA (guanine-N7)-methylation. The record is from RefSeq and is a predicted model, not a curated record.
ACUCUCUCCGGACACUUUCUGAUGACGUCAAACAUCCGCGACUCCACGCAUGUGACAAACAGGAAUCAACCACUUUUCGUUCCAGAAGUGGCUUUUUUGUGUUUUAUCUGUGAAAGUUUGGACUAUAUUCUGUGCUUGAACCCAGCAUGGCUUCUACAUCAAUGCCGCAGAAGCGCUACUACAGGCAGCGAGCCCACGCAAACCCGAUGGCGCACCACACAUUUGAUUACCCGGUUUGUCCUGAAGAAAUGGACUGGUCCAAGCUGUAUCCAGACCUCAUACCUGGGCCCUCGUCGGAGACGGAGGCCCCUAAAGUCGAGUUUGCAGACAUUGGCUGUGGAUACGGGGGUCUUCUGGUGGAGUUAUCGCCACUGUUCCCAGAUAAGCUCAUGUUGGGCUUGGAGAUCAGAGUGAAGGUAUCGGAUUACGUGCAGGACCGCAUUCGGUCACUGCGUGAAAUGAACCCGGGAAGCUACCAGAACAUCGCGUGCCUCCGCAGCAACGCAAUGAAGUACCUCCCCAACUUUUUCUUCAAAGGACAGCUCAGUAAGAUGUUCUUCCUGUUCCCUGACCCUCAUUUCAAGAAGACCAAGCACAAAUGGAGGAUCGUCAGUCCCACGUUGUUAGCAGAAUACGCCUACACACUCAGGAUCCGGGGCUUGGUGUACACCAUAACAGAUGUGGAGGAGGUGCACCUCUGGAUGGUGAAGCACUUCAGCGAACAUCCGCUGUUUGCACGUGUGCCAGAAGAGGAUCUGGUGGAUGACGUCAUUAUAAGCCGCUUGAGUUCCUGCACCGAGGAAGGAAAGAAGGUGCAGAGGAACGGCGGGAAGACCUACCUCGCAGUUUUCCAGAGGAUCGAGGAUCCGCUCUGAAAUCAGACACUUUGGACUUUAAUGCGAUACUUUAAUGUGUUUAACUACAUGGACAUGAAAGCUCCUCAGUCGUCUACAGGCUUCUUCUGCCUAAACAACAAGUGAAAACAAUGGUUCACCAGACAAAAGGUGAUUUUCUUUUUUAUUUAUUUUAAUUUUUUUCAAUGUACAUUUCCCUCACCAGCUCACAAGACACUUCUCAUUUUGAGGUUUUUUUUUUUUUAAAUUUCAGAUCUGGUUGAGUAAACUAUGCAGCUUUUAUAAGACAAGAUCUCAGUGUUUUCUUCGCGUACCAUUCCUUCAGCGACUUGUUUGUUUUGGAUCGUCAUCUGGCUGCAAGAUUAGAGAGUUUUCUGUCAUGGCUCAACGUGAUGAACAAUUAUCCUUAUCUAUCGGCCAAUCUUUGUGAAGCUCAAAUCAAAGCGGUGCGCAGCAGGAACAGUAGCAUUCAGUGUUCGUUGUGUGAUUGCUAGCUAUAUAUUACAGGUCGGUAUUUGGGUCUGUCGGGUAUGGAAACGGGACGGCGCAGGUCUGAAAAGGCCUUGUGCUGCUUGAGGCUGUGGUGAUUAUCAACAGGACAGCACAUGCCUUCACGUUCAUAACCCAGACACUGGAAAAACUGAGCUGAGCCGGGAAAUACUGAACCCUAAAUACUGGUUCAGGUCUCGAACUGAGACGUGUCUGGCUUGUCAGGGUAAGUUUUUUGUUUCUGCAUGUCCUACAUGGAACAUUUUUCCAACCAAAGCCAGGUAAACUUGAACCACAUUAAACUCUGAACAGUAGAUUAAAUGGCGCACAUAAUUUCUCACAUCCUGGAACACGUCAACCAAAGCAUCCCGGACACCUGAAGGUGAAGAGCAACAAUGUUUUUGAAGCGACUUCUGGGAAAAAACCCAAGGUUAACCCAAACAUAAACCGGAGACCAAACAUUUCCCGGUGCUUCGGUGGCUGAGGUUUUCCCAGGUGAUUGAAGGAUUCUUCCCAUGUGACCGUCCGCUCUCCGCACGGAGCACCAAAAAAAAAAAAGAGAAGCUACUCAUGAACGGACAUCAAAAGGCCUGAGGCGCUGACCUGGCCCUAAAAUUCCCCAGAUUUCAGUCCAGCGAAGCAUCCCCAGGAUCUGCCGGCACAAGCCCCGAUCCACGGCGUUACGGAUCGCAGUUCUGCGCACACGGGUCGCUUUGUGGAUGUAAAUCAUUGGCACAGAAGUCUGAUUGCGGUAGGGUUUAAUUAGUAGUAUGAACCAGGAAA